GAAGUAGAAGCUCUUCGUCAGUCACCUCACAAACAGUUGGGAGGAGGAGCACGAUCGAGAGCCCUCCGGCGAGACGACCUCCCUCUCCGUCCUUUAGCGCGCGACCGACCAGUGCGCGUGAGAUCAGCGGCCCGGGCGAUCCAAGAUGUCUUGGCAGACGUACGUGGACGAGCACCUGAUGUGCGAGAUCGAGGGCCACCACCUCACGUCGGCGGCCAUCGCCGGCCACGACGGCGCCGUCUGGGCUCAGAGCGCCACAUUCCCCGAGUUCAAGCCCGAGGACAUGACCAACAUCAUGAAGGAUUUCGAUGAGCCGGGGCACCUCGCGCCGACAGGCCUGUUUCUUGGAGCCACGAAGUACAUGGUCAUCCAAGGUGAACCCGGCGCUGUCAUUCGUGGCAAGAAGGGAUCAGGAGGCAUCACUGUGAAGAAGACAGGGCAGGCACUCAUCAUUGGCAUCUACGACGAGCCGAUGACUCCCGGGCAGUGCAACAUGGUGGUGGAAAGGCUGGGCGACUACCUGGUUGAACAGGGCAUGUAGCCUUCCUGGAUGUCGAUAUAUGGCUUGGCUCAGUUCAGAUUUCUUUCAAUAACAAAGCCAACAAGACCUUUGCAUGUUUCCCUGUUUGCUUGCAUUGGCUCUUCUUCUCCACCGCCACAAGAUGAAGAUAGUAGCUGCUCCGCUGGAAGUUUUCAGUUCUGGCUCACUCGCUGUAGUUUACAUUCUUGGGUUGCUUCGAUCAUUUGGCUGUAGCGUGAAUCGCAUGGAGGAAUGCCCUAAUCACUAAGCAAGUACUCAUAUAUAUAUAUAUAUAUAUAUUUUUUUCUGCAGAUA
Sorghum bicolor (sorghum) is the source of this 835-nucleotide messenger RNA. Its product is annotated as profilin-A. NCBI's taxonomy places the organism in Eukaryota, Viridiplantae, Streptophyta, Magnoliopsida, Poales, Poaceae. The record is from RefSeq and is a predicted model, not a curated record. The coding region runs from base 146 to 541 and encodes 131 amino acids. Gene Ontology annotation, molecular function: actin monomer binding. Gene Ontology annotation, cellular component: cell cortex. The transcript has 3 exons.